This is a messenger RNA of Brienomyrus brachyistius, 3543 nucleotides long. It is a transcript of the gene mxd3, whose product is annotated as MAX dimerization protein 3. The coding region runs from base 130 to 726 and encodes 198 amino acids. NCBI's taxonomy places the organism in Eukaryota, Metazoa, Chordata, Actinopteri, Osteoglossiformes, Mormyridae. The transcript is spliced from 6 exons. The record is from RefSeq and is a predicted model, not a curated record. Gene Ontology annotation, biological process: regulation of transcription by RNA polymerase II. Gene Ontology annotation, molecular function: protein dimerization activity; DNA-binding transcription factor activity, RNA polymerase II-specific; RNA polymerase II cis-regulatory region sequence-specific DNA binding.
AAGAAAAGUACACAGAAAGUGGGCGGUGUAGAGGUCCCGCAAGCCCAGGCGCAGACUGAGCUGCUAUUGUAGCAGGGGUCUGCCCCAGGUAUCGCUGUGCUCUGGCCUCAUUUUGUUUUUAUUAAUGCAAUGGAGAUCAACAAAGGCAACAUUCACGUCCUUUUGCAAGCCGCAGAAUAUCUGGAAAGGAGAGAGCGAGAAGCGGAACAUGGUUAUGCGUCGGCGUCACCCUUUGACAUUAAAGGAGUUUCUUGCAAGAGAAACAAGCACAAAAACAAGACCUCUGAUAACACCAGGUCUGUGCAUAAUGAACUGGAGAAACACAGGCGUGCACAGCUGCGGCAGUGCCUGGAGCAGCUCAAGCAGCAGGUUCCCCUCUCCUCGGACUCGGCCAGGCACACCACGCUCAACCUGCUCAGACGAGCCCGGCUGCACAUUAAGAAGCUGCAGGAGCAGGAAGAGCGCGCUCGGGUAAUGAAGGAGCAGCUACGUUGGGAGCAGAGGGGGCUGCGUGUGCGCCUGGAGCAGCUGCUGGGGGGCACGGAGAGGGUACGCAAUGACAGCAUGGGCUCGGCCAUGUCCUCCGAGAGGUCCGACUCUGACCGAGAGGACGUGGAGGUGGACGUGGAGAGCGUGGUGUUUGUGUGUCUGGAAUCUGACGGCUUGGGGGCUACCCAAACCGAAGGGGAUCACAGUUACUCCAGCCCCGGCUGUGCUUGGCUAUGACAGCAGCCCGAGUACCUUCGCAGUGCUUAGAUUGAAAACAUUCCAAAAAAAAGAGAAAAAGAGAAAUGAAAAGCAAAAAAAAAAAAUAAACCAGGGAACAUCACAACAGAGAUGAAGAGAACAUGGGGUCGUACUUUUUACAGUUCGCCACGAACUCUCACAGGAAACGGCAACAUCUGGGAUUUUUUUUGUUUUUGUUCGUCUUCAGUUCUGCCAUUUUUUUAUUAUCGAACAUAAUAACUGGGCCAGUGCAUUGAAGAAAGACACACACACCAGGAAGGAUUACUUUCUGAAUUUUUCUGAUUAGCCAGUGUUUUGUGAAGCCUGACACUCGUUUUUCAAUUCUCUAACACGCACUUGAGCGAGAUCAGGCUCCUCGCACUGAACUCUUUUCUGCAGAAAUGGUAUUGUUCCCUACAUGUUUUACAUAAGCUUCAGUGGGUGGCAGUGUACAUGCAUAUUUUUUUCCUGCCUUCAGUAUAUUUUUGAAAUGGUAGGAUGUAUUUUUGCACUAAUAUGAAUUCCCGUUGACCUCUUUUAAAAAAAUUUAUAUUUGUAAAAGCAUUUAUAGUUGUUAGUUACUGAGCCUGAUGGUAACCACGCUGGUAUACAGAGGCUGUGGACAUAUUGUUAAAGGGGCACCUCAAGAAGAUUCUAUUAUUAUUCAAUGUUCCUGAGCCAAGGGCGUUGAUUUGGGUAUGGACGGUAGAGACGUGUUCCUAACAAUAUUGCGGGAGUAUCGUGUGUGUUUAGCAGAGUGGGGGAUUUGGGACUGAUUUGGUUCCUACCAAUACUGAGAUCGAACCUACGCACUUGUCCUGAGCACUUAAAUACUAAGGAACAUGACUUGGACAAGCUUAGGAUACCUUUCCUAAGAGCAGCUUGAGAAGGUAGCCUGUUGCGCUUUUUGUGAUGAGACUCGCGUUUCUGUGACUAGGCCGAAGAAACCGACCUAGGAGCCAUGAUGCAGCUGGAGAAGUGGAGGUGUGACACAGCCUGCGAAAUUAAGAGUGUGUUAACGGUAGCAGGGACAGCAGGAAUUGAGGUUGAUGGACAGCAAGAGCACAGUGAAAGUUAGCACUUAGAAGCACAGUCCAAUGUGAAGCCCUGACCUCAUCUUACAUUAGUCCGUAUUAAAUGGGCAAGAAUCCAAAAGAUGGGUUCAAAACAUCAGAUCAAUUUGGUCAUAUCAGUCAAGUAUGCUAAUGUUGAAGUUUCUUAGAUCACUGAGCUAUACUCAAUAAUAGCUCAUUUGGAUUGGAUCAGUUUACUGAACAGCAGAUUCAUUUAGUAAUUAAAAUACUAAAUUUUUGCUUUUUUUAGGGGGGGGGGGGGGUUCUGUGAACUAAAACUCACUGUAACUCCAUGUUAUUUUCAGUUUCUAUCUUCACUCUCAGCCUCGAACACUGGAGCGGAUUCCGCAAGUAGACAAGCACCCUGGAAAACCUAAAUUCCGGCACUUGACGAGUCACACAGUGAGAGUAUAAAUCCCUCUGAAGUCUGGUAUGUUAAACUUCACAGAAUGGCUAAUGCUGAGAAUAGGUGUAGUGUGUGCCUUUGCAGAAAUAAUGUUAAACACCACUUCCUCAAGAAUCCGUUAUCUUGUGGUCAGGUAGAGCCAAGUGUACGCUGGGUCACAUCAAAUACUCACUCUUAUUUUAAGCUUAAGUUCUGCAGCAGCUGAUGCUUGCAGUUCUGCCUGCAUUAAACGAUGCUAUCUGAAAAAAUAGCCUGGUUUAAUAUCUCUCUGUAUUUAAACUUAAAAAUACUUUUAUUGCACAGUCCUUUCAAUCAGCACUUCUGUCGACAAACUCGCAUAAGAAUUACUUUAGCUUUGCUGUUACUAAGUGAAAACUGCCUCUGUUUUGUUUGGUUCCAUUUCAAAAGAUUGAUCCAGUUACAGAUUGCAAAGGGGGUAAUUUUACAUGUUCAAUGCAGGGAAGAAGACGAGUUUUGCACAUUAUGAACCAACCAGCAAAAUCCAAUUUUCAUGUUCUUUAAACAAAUAACAAAUGGGUAAAUGGCAGUGAAUGUUUUUUUUUUUUUACCUUUUUGGGCAUGUUUAAGAUCAUGAGGAAUGGGUACUUGAAUGCAAUGCAAUGUUAGAACUUUUUUCCUCACGUUAAAGUGAAAGUAAGCACUUUGGGAAUGAAAACAUUCUCCUUAGUGAAAUAGUUAUUGAUGUAAUUUCCUAUUCUGUGCCAUUACUUAAAUUCAUUCAAAGCCAGUACUUGGGUAGAAUUGAACCCUUAGCUUUACAAUACUCCUACUACAUUUCUCAAUUUUUAUACCUUAAAUACAUUGACUGUGUAGAAUCAUAUGGCACAACAAUAAACUGAAUUCCAUUCCUGUUGUGUUUACAGUCAAAAUGGGUUCGGUCAGUAGCAAAGUCUUCUGCAGUUGAGUAUUGAUUCCCAGGUGAUUUUCCUGGUCAUAUUCUCAUUUGGGGUGACAUACAGAACAAUUUGUUUCAUACAUCAUCUCAUUAUUAGUUUUGGCUGGUAAAUAACGGAGUUUUCAUUUAACAGUAUUAGUCUGAUGUUUCUUAAUCUUGGGGGGAUUUCUGAAGAUCUCACAGAUUACUAUUGCUAACAAUCAUAUUAAGCUUCCACUGAAUAUAUGAGCUGUAAUGAUGCUUUGCCUUUCGUCAGUGUCCAAGACCCUAAUUCCAAGUCCAUCUUGAAUGCAACCAUGUCAGCACAAAAGCAUAAUAUUUUUUUUGCAUUGUUUAUUUGUACUCUACAUUUUCCCCAGUAAUCGGAUGUAGCAUUGUUUUCUACUAUUAUGCAUUUGUAUAAUAAAUAUUAUAAUUAUUAA